ACAACUCCCACACAAACUACUUUACGCUUACAUUCCCGUGAGGCCAAUAACACAAUGGCAAUAACAACAGAUAAAUUUGAUACUGUGUAUCAAAAUUUCAAAGAAACUAAUAAUAUUAUUGAUGAAAUUGAUCUAAAACUUCAAAAUCUAAAGGCAACCUCAAAUAUGACACCAAACGAAAAAAUUCAUGAACUACAAAAUAUAUAUGAACUUUUAAAAGAACAAGAAAAACGUUUGCCUAUUUAUGAAAAUCUAAAUACUAGUGCAACUAGUGCACACAUUUCAACAAUGUAUAACCAAAUUACCAACAAUUCAAUAGCGAUGUCGUCGCCAUUACAAUCAAAUCUAUCAAAUGAUCAACAACAUAUUGUUUUAGUAAAUCCAGAGAUUGUAAAUGAGAUACAAAUUUCAGAAAUGCAAGAAAAUCCAGAAUAUUUAAAUGGUAUAAGAACUUCUGGAGGAAGCCAGGAAAAUCGUGAAUAUAAUAAUGAAGAUGUUCAAGAUAAUGUUAUAACUAUAACUGACGACAAUGAAAACAUAACUACAACUACUGUAAAUGUACCACAAGAAAGUGGUAUAGAAUUUCUAAAUAAUGAUAAGUUACUACAACAGGAGAAUGUUACAAGUGGUAAUAAUGACAUGAUAAAUUUACCUCAAGAACAGGAGAUAAAUGACAAUAAUAUAUCAGCAAACUUGCAAUCCGAUAAAGAUUUAUUAUUAAAUACUGAAACUGUAUUAACUAAUACGGAUAUAAUUGAUAAAGAUAAUUGUGAAAAUUUAACAGAAGGGGAAAUAUACAAUGACAAGAAAGUAAUCAAUGAAACAACAAAUUAUAUUUCUAACACUGAAAUUUAUGAAAAUCGUAAUAAGAAGGAAGAACUCUUUGAAAGUGAACAACAUCAAGUUGAGCACCAAUCUUCAAUUGAAAAUUUAGAUACAAAUAAAUUCUUGGACUUGAAUGAAAAUGAACAGCUGGAACAAAAUAUUGGACUUAAUAAUGUUGUUAAAUCAAAUAAUGAAAUUCUUGAGUUAGCCAUAACAAUGGAUGAAAAAGAAGUUAUUGAAAGUCAAAUUCAAGAACAAAGAAAAAAUGAAGAAGAAACCGAAGAGGAAUCACCCCCUUACGAACAUAUUUCUAUAGAUAAACCUAUAAAAGAUAGCCGUAUACGUUUAAGAUCUCAUACACAACAAGAUAUUGAAGAUACUGCAACUAAUAACAAUAAUGAAAAAUCCACUAAAACUAGUUUAGAGGUAAACAAACCAAUUAAAACUCGACGUCUUAGAUUACCUAAACCUACUCUCAAAACUAGUGAAAAGUCCAACAGUGAAAACUAUCAAAUAAAUGCCGAUAUUAUAAAUAAACUUAUAAAUGCCACAGAAAAUUCUGAGAAUAACGAAAAUGGCGAUAAAACAAAAACAUUUUUGGAAGAUGCCGAAAUUCCCUUAACACAAAAUGUUAUAUUAACAAAACGUUUUAUGAAAAAGGCCAAAGAAAAACUUCAACAACAAUCGUUACUAAAUGAAACAAUAGUAAAAACUUCACGACAUCGCGAUGCAGACAACGAUGUAGAACAAAAAAUGUUUGCUUUACAUAAAGAAGACAAUCAAAACUUAAAUAGUAUAGAAAACAUAGAUGUUACCCUGCUAACACAAACUUCGGAAGAGAGUUAUACUUUAAAUCUCUCACAGGAUCCUUUAAUUACCGAUGAUGUUUGUGAUAAUGCAACAAAAUUAAAUAAUGAAAUUCCCACCUCUAGUAACAGCUGUUACGAUCAUAUAAUUACACCCAUUAGAAGCAAAAAGAAAUCGAAAUCUUCAGCAAAUCUUGAAACUCCUGAAACAUCAACAAACACUCAUACAAAACGUCGCAUUUCAUUUGAAAAUCCCUCAUCCUCACUUGCCGCCUCACCCUCUACUUAUAAAGAACAAUUCAAUUUAGGUAAUCCUCAUGUUGUUCUAACUAAACUGAAACCUUCAUAUUUGCUGCAGACAACUCAAAAAGUUAUACAGGCGGAUAGUACCACUACCACCACAACUAAUGUUAAUCCCAUUGUUACUUCUUCUACUUUAUUAGCAGAUGAUAAUCGACAGACAUCAACACAGAAACGGCGAAGUUUUACACCAGAAUAUGAUUUGGAUUCAUCUCUGAAAGAUAGUAAAUGUUUAAAAAUUGAUGUUGACAAAUCGGGACGCAAAGUUAAUUUCGACACUAGGCAGCGAACGCAUUCGGAACAGAGUAAUACUUCAAAAGAGGAGAGGGAUUUCGAUACAGAUUCAAGUGAUGAAAAGCUAACUAUAGUCGAUACAUUGCAAACAUCAACGCCAACUGGCAAUGAACGAAAACCAAUCAUUGAGCCUGCUACUACAACCCAUACAGUAGUAGUAACACAUCAUUCUCAUCAUCAGCAUGUGCAUAAAGAACAGGAGCAACAACAACAGGAAAAUGAAUCCGAUUUACGUCAACAAAUUGAAAAUGUAAGCAAUAAAUCGGAUUUACAGCUACAAAUACAACAGAGGCAGGAGAAACAACAAAAAGAAGUUGAAAAAAUUACAACAACCACCACUAGUUUCAUCAGUGAAAAUAGCAAUAAUUUGCCCCAUAAACAAUACCAACAAGGGAAUGUCCCGGUGUUGGUGGAAAAGGAAGAGCAGUUGUUGCAACAAAACCAAUCUGAAAAUAAGUUAAAAGAGGAAGCACAAAUUGGAUAUGGUAAUAACAAAAGCGAUGGACAAAAACAACAUUCUUCACCCUUUAAACGUAUUGAUGAGCCUGAAAAGCCAACUUCAAAUGCUAGUGAUAAAUAUUCUAAGGAAACUUUUUCCGUAGAGAUGAAGGAAAAUGUUGAAUAUUCAACUUAUUCUUCAUUGUAUAAUAAAUUAUCGUCACAUUCAACAAAAUGUCAAAUAAAUUUUGAAAAUUCUUCUGUGAAUAUAACACCGAUAUCAUCUCCGACUUAUGGCGAUGAUACUAUUGCCAGUCCAUCGCCUGUUAGGAGAUCAUUUGAUUUUCGUUUGGGUGGCGAAAUCGAUGGCCGUUUAACAUCUCCACCAAUUCCUUAUAUUUUACAUGAAAUUGAUUUGGGAAGAGUUGACAUAAACAAACCAAUUUGCAUUGAUAAACUUAAGAAAACUUUACAAUUAGAUCCCAGAAUAUUUAGAACUCAUGUGAAGAAACAAUUAAUGACUUUGUGUAAACCAACUGGAAAAACAUCGAAUGCUUUAGUGUCUUUAACAACAAGCAAUACCUCGAAUUUAUCACACAGUGUUGGUUCAUCAUUAAACUAUGCGCAACCAACAAAUGCCACAAUGGUUUCACCUUAUGACCCAAGAAAUCGUACACCUGCCCUAAUGACAGACAUAGCUACACCAACAAUAUCGUCACAAACUGCACUAACUCCUUACAAUAAUAUGAAUGUGGUUGCGGCAACUACGCCAUCAGCAUCAUCGCCUUACAUGAACACAGACAUACCGAAUGCCGUUCCUUUGGCUCUGCAAUACCACAGUACAGCGCAACCAAUCUUACAGCCUCAACAGCAACAAACACCAAAUAUGUUUCUUUAUGGUUGCCUACAACGUUCGCCUUGGUAUCAGAGUCUGAUGUCUACCAUGAAAAUUCAAAUAAAUCAAUCAAUAUCACAACUGGUACGUGCCUUAAAUAACUUUCAUCGUGAACGUCUCUUAAAUCCUGAAAUGGUAUUCGACGUAUUCAAAAUUGAUUGUGCCGGUGAACUUUUGGAGAUUAUGCGUAAUUUGGGCAUAUUUGUAGAUGCAAAUGGCAUUAUCAAUGAACAGCGACAUGUACCUACGUUUGGCGGCCGUUCUUGUUGUAAUACAAUGCCAGUCAAUGCCACAUAUAGUUUUAUACAGCAGGUUCUAACACCCAAUACGCAUUGCACUUCGAUGACAACUGCAUCAUCGACCUAUAAUGCGGCAGAUGGUGGUGCUGCUGCAGUUGGUUCGCUUAAUGUCAAUGAACCAUUUGUUAGUUGUUAUAUUAAAGCACCAAAACCGCCAAUACAAAAACAUUCGGAUGAAUGUGGUGUAACAAGUCACCAUGGUCAUCAUGAUGAUCACAAUAAUAAUAAUUAUCAUAAUAAUAGUAGUAAUAGUAAUUGUAAUAGAUGUUGUAAUAACAAUAACAGUUGUUGUGACAAUGGCAGCGGUGGCAACAACAACAACAACCAUAAUAGUAGUUACAAUCAAAAUAAUAAUAAUAGACGCUUUGGUAAUCCAUUUAAGAAACCUUAUGAUAACAGUUAUAACAACAAUAACAGCAGCAACAACAACUAUCAGUCACGUUCUAAUCAACGUUCAUCUUAUAGCAAUAAUCCUCGUUUUAAUAAACCUGGUUUAAGUUCUCCUUCAAGAUCCAACUCUUCGCCUCCUAAUUCUCCAAGAGGAGGAGGAGGUGCUGGUGGUUUUGAUAGUGGUAGUAGCUAUGGUGGCGGUGGCCGUGGAGGACGUGGUGGUUUCAAUAAUAAUCGUCGUUUUAAUAAUUUCAAAAACAAAGACAACAAUUACGAUAAUAAUGCUGGCUCUUCUUGGUCAUCUUCUUUUACGUCGACGGACAACAAAUUUCAAAAUAAUAACUCACCUUCUCGUUCUUCUUCACCCAUUUCAUCACUUCAAUCGGGUUCGCCUCGUACAGCAGCAGCUAAGUCUUCACCACCUCCUGUUGCUAAAAAGUCUUCAGCUGAUGAAGAAUGUUGGGAUUCAGAUAACUGAUACUGAUGCUGAUGUAACUUAAUCUACAAAUUUGAAAAAUUCUGUGGAUUCA
Molecule: messenger RNA, 4777 nt
Organism: Lucilia cuprina (Australian sheep blowfly)
Lineage: Eukaryota; Metazoa; Arthropoda; Insecta; Diptera; Calliphoridae
Product: probable serine/threonine-protein kinase cdc7
Exons: 6
Coding region: 55-4725 (1556 amino acids)
Source: RefSeq, a predicted model, not a curated record